Messenger RNA from Cetraspora pellucida, 1332 nucleotides. Lineage: Eukaryota; Fungi; Glomeromycota; Glomeromycetes; Diversisporales; Gigasporaceae. The record is from the annotation of a GenBank genome assembly.
AUGACGGCACAACCUCAAUUUUCUCGUCCACCACAAUUCAAUGAACAAGCCCCUUCAUCGGUUAAAUUGAACAACAAAAAUUUAAAGAAUGAAUUAGCUAUAAAUUUAGCUGAAUCUACUGUGCUAUUCCGUGGAAAUCCACAAGAAGCUCCCGGUGUUUUUUUAAGAGGUGAUCUGAUUUUGAAUUUAAGCAAACCAACAAAUAUUAAAGGAAUUGAAAUGGAAUUUGUUGGAAAAACAAAAACCUUUUGGAUUUCAGACAACGUUAAACAGGAACGGAAUAUUCAUUCUGAAAAACGAGAAAUCAUAUCUCAUAAAUGGCAAUUCAUGACUCCUCACGUUUACGAAUCGUCAAUACAUGAACAUUCCCGCCGCAGUAUCCUCGGUAUAAACCAAUUAUCAUCUUCGUCUCAUGAUAAUACAAACAUGACCCCAGCAGGUAUAUAUACGUUUCCUUUCGAAAUUUUACUCUCAGGAAACCUUCCAGAAUCUAUCGACGCAGAUUUAGGUUAUGUACAAUAUCGACUAUCUGCACAAGCCCAUCGUCCAGGUUUAUUACCGAAAUUAUCAAAAGAAAUUGAUAUUGAGGUUAUUCGAGUUUUAUCUGAUGAUAUCGAUUCGGAAGGUAUAGCUUUGUCAAAAGAUUAUGAAGAUAUAUUGAACUAUGAGAUUUCAAUUCCAAAGAAAUCUUAUCCUCUUGGACAAGCUAUACCAAUAGAAAUUAAACUGAUUCCCUAUAUUAAAAAAUUAAAGAUUCAUGGAUUAACUAUUAAGCUUUUAGAAACUACCAUUUACAGUGCUCAAAAUGAAAAUUUCAAAUUAUCCAAAGUUGUGGCAACACUUGACGUUGAAAAUUUAGUUCAUAAUAAUCUAUUACAAUAUGUAGAUGAUGAUGAUGAUAUGGGAGAUACAAGUUACCAAAGUAAUUUUAAUUUCAUAUUACCUAAUUGUAAUAAUAAGGUUAAUUAUUCUUGUAAUACGCCUUUAAUUAAUGUGUCGCAUAUAUUGGAGUUCUUUAUUAUUGUCUCUUUACCAAAAAAUAAGACUAAAACAAAAUUACGAAUUGAAUGCGACAUUAAUCUGAUUUCUUGCUUGGCCGCUGGCCAAAAUUUUACUUUGCCAAAAUAUGAAGAAAAUUCAUUCUUCUGCCCUUGUAAUCCUGAAUAUCAACGAAUUGCAAGAUUAGUAUUAGGUAAUACUACAAGUGAAGAGUGUUGCCAUAGCAACAUAGGUGUAAAUGAGAAUUCUAUAUCAAUGCCAGCAAAGCAUUGUAAUUGUGAUAAUUGUGAAGACAGCUGUAAAUGUUUACCUCCAAAUUAUGAUGAAACAUAA